This is a messenger RNA of Bombus pyrosoma, 5418 nucleotides long. It is a transcript of the gene Ide, whose product is annotated as insulin-degrading enzyme. The coding region runs from base 484 to 3438 and encodes 984 amino acids. The transcript is spliced from 14 exons. Gene Ontology annotation, cellular component: cytosol; mitochondrion. Gene Ontology annotation, biological process: peptide catabolic process. The record is from RefSeq and is a predicted model, not a curated record. Gene Ontology annotation, molecular function: metal ion binding; metalloendopeptidase activity. Lineage: Eukaryota; Metazoa; Arthropoda; Insecta; Hymenoptera; Apidae.
AUAUCCGAAUGAAAUUUAUCAAUUUGUAAAACAAUGGAAAGAAUGUAUCUAUUAGUUAUUAUUCAAUAAAUUCGAAGUACAUAUAUAUAUAUAUUAUCAUAGUUAUCUUAAUCACAUGUAAUGCAUUUUAAAAUAUUAGAUUUCAUUUUUGAUGUAAAGAAAUUAAUCUUGUGAAGUGUAUAUUUCUGUAUUACAUUGUUCGACUCUUAUUCUAACCUAACAGUGCAUUUUAUCUUUUUAUAUAUUAUUCUUAUUUAUAUGAAAUAUUUACAUUAUAUUUUCGAUCAUUAAAAAAUCAUAUAGCAUUGGAACGCAUAUAAUAACCCGAUUAUUAAAAAAAUUGUUUUUUAAUUAAUCGAGGGUAAAACAGGAUUAUAGAACUUGAGUAUUGAAAAGAGUUAGAUAUUAUUAAGAAAAAUUGUAAAACAAGAUUAUAAAACAAAAUUGUGUAGAUCGUCUAGUAUAAAAGUAUCUAAAUCUAACAUGGUUCAUCAUAAUCUUAUAGAAAAGCGAUAUGAUAACAUAACUAAAUCACCAAAUGAUAAAAGGGAAUAUAGAGGUCUAUUGCUUUCUAAUAAAAUGAGAGUUUUACUCAUUAGUGAUCCCAUAACAGAUAAAAGUGCCGCUGCUUUGAAUGUGAAUAUUGGUUAUUUAAGUGAACCAGAUGAUUUACCAGGCUUAGCACAUUUUUGUGAACAUAUGUUAUUUCUGGGAACAGAAAAAUAUCCAGAGAAAAAUGAUUAUAACAAAUAUUUGUCACAAAAUGGUGGUACUUAUAAUGCAUCAACUUAUAUGGAUCAUACACUUUAUUAUUUUGAUGUACAUGCAGAAAAAUUGAAAGGUGCAUUAGAUCGUUUUGCACAAUUUUUUAUUGCACCACUCUUUACAGAAGCUUUAACUGAGUUAGAAUUAAAUGCUAUCCAUAUGGAAUGUAAAAAAAAUUUAGCAAAUGAUACAUGGCGCCUUGACCAAUUAGAUAGAUCGUCAGCUGAUCCAAGUCAUCCUUUCUCAAAAUUUGCUACUGGGAAUAAGGAAACUUUAGAUAUAAUCCCAAAGCAAAAAGGAAUAAAUGUACGGGAAAAAUUACUUGAAUUUCAUAACAAAUUUUAUUCCUCUAACAUUAUGGCAUUAUCUGUAUUUGGUAAAGAGAGUUUAGAUGAACUUGAACAAAUGGUAAUAGAGUUAUUUUCUCAAGUGAAAAAUAAAGAUAUUACAGUACCUACUUGGCCGGAACAUCCUUUUAAUUCAAAGCAACAUUUUCAAAACAGGUGGUAUGUUGUUCCAAUAAAAGACAUUAGGAAUUUGUAUAUUAUAUUUCCUAUACCUGACCUGCGAGAACAUUAUAAAUCAGCGCCUGCACAUUAUAUUUCACAUCUAUUAGGACAUGAAGGGGAAGGAUCACUUUUAUCUUUAUUGAAAGCAAAAGGAUGGUGCAAUUCGCUUGGUUCGGGUAAACGAUUAGGUGCUAGAGGUUUUAGCUUCUUUGCUGUUUUUGUUGAUUUAACAGAAGAAGGCAUUCAACAUGUUGAUGAUAUUGUCCUCUUAACGUUCCAAUAUAUUAAUAUGCUAAACAAACAUGGGCCAGUUGAGUGGAUUUACAAUGAAUAUAGAGACAUCGCAAAUAUAAAUUUUCGAUUCAAGGAAAAAGGUUAUCCUUGUGAUUAUGUCAGUGGUAUAGCACAGAUAUUGUAUGAUUACCCAAUGGAAGAAAUUUUAAUAGCGGAACAUCUUUUUCCGUUGUGGAAACCAGAUUUAAUCACAUGGGUAAUGGAAUAUUUGAAACCAGAAAAUGUUAGAAUUCAUGUAGUUGCAAAGUUAUAUGAAAAUAUAGCUGACGAAACUGAAAAAUGGUAUGGUGUUAAAUUUAAAAAAGAAAAGAUACCACAAAAUAUAAUAAGUAAAUGGAUUAACGCUGGUUUAAAUUCGGAUUUACAAUUACCACCAAAGAAUGAAUUCAUACCAGAAAAAUUUGAUAUAAAACCAGCGGAAAGUACUAUAUCCAAAUUUCCAGUAAUUAUUGAAGACACUCCACUAAUAAGAUUAUGGUUUAAACAAGAUGAUGAAUUUCUUAUACCCAGAGCUAAUUUAUUUAUCGAUUUCGUUAGUCCACUAGCAUACAUGGAUCCCCUUAGUUGUAAUCUAACAUAUAUAUUUGUAUUAUUAUUUCGUGAUGCUCUAAAUGAAUAUGCAUAUGCCGCCGACAUUGUUGGUCUUAAAUGGGAGCUUACUAAUAGUAAAUAUGGAAUGACACUGGGAAUUGUUGGCUACGAUGAUAAACAACAGGUGUUAUUGAAUAAAAUUAUUGAUAAAAUGAUUAAUUUUAAAGUUGAUCCAAAAAGAUUUGAGAUUUGGAAAGAAAAUUAUAUUAGAAGCUUGAAAAAUUAUAAAGCUGAACAGCCAUAUCAGCAUGCAGUUUAUUAUCUUGCUGUUUUAUUAUCAGAGCAAAUUUGGAUGAAGGAUGAAUUACUAAAUGCUACGUCUUAUUUAACAGUUGAAAGAGUACAAAAUUUCAUCCCACAAUUUUUGAACAAAAUACAUAUGGAAUGUUUAAUACAUGGUAAUAUAACAAUGUCAGAAGCUAUUGAAACUGCAAAGUCACUAGAAUCAAAAUUAUCAAAUGCAGUUCCUCAUAUAGUACCACUUCUAUCUAGGCAAUUAAUUUUACAUCGUGAAAUCAAACUAGAAGAUGGUUGUCAAUUUUUGUUUGAAGUAGAAACUAAAUUUCAUAGUAAUUCAUGUACGCAAGUUUAUUAUCAAACUGGUUUACAAUCAACAGAAUCAAAUAUGCUUCUAGAACUUUUAGCACAGAUUUUAUCAGAACCUUGUUUUACUACGUUAAGAACUAAAGAACAAUUGGGAUAUAUAGUGUUUAGUGGAGUUCGAAGAACAAAUGGUGCACAAGGUUUAAGAAUUAUAGUUCAAAGUGACAAACAUCCUAAAUAUGUUGAACAGAGAAUUAAUGCGUUUUUAAAUUCUAUGUUGCAAUAUAUACCAUCUAUGACAAAAGAAGAAUUUAAUGCACAUAAAGAAUCACUAGCAAUACGACGACUUGAGAAACCUAAGCAAAUGACUACUUUAUCUGCCAUAUUUUGGAGUGAAAUUAUAUUACAACAAUAUAAUUUCGAUAGAGCAAAUAUUGAAGUUGCAUAUUUAAAAACUAUAACACAGGAACAAAUACUAAAGUUUUAUAAAGAAAUAUUUCAAAGUGACAUUCAACGUAAAUUAUCAGUACAUGUACUUUCUACACUAAAAGAUGUAAAAUUAGAAGAUGAAAAUGUAAUGGAAUCUAAUGAAUACGUUUCACCAGAUGGAACAAAUAAUAUUGAACCGAAAAAAAUUGAUGAUAUCAUAUCAUUUAAAAUUAGUCAGUGUUUGUAUCCAUUAUUGAAGCCAUUCAGUGAUAUACCAAGAAAAGGCGCACACUCAUCAAAAUUAUGAAGUGCUUAAUAAUAACUGUGAAUAUGUGUUUUAAUUAUGUUAUUGCACCUGCAGAUUGUAGUAAAUAUCAGGUAAAUAAAUGAUUUUAACAUACUCUGUUAUAUAAAAAAACAAUGUUUAAAAUAUUAAAUAAUCAUUUAAGAUAUUAAUUUUAUAAAUGCUGAUGGAUAGAAAAGUAAAAGAGUAACUAUAAAAAGUAGAAAGCAGUGUAGUAAAUGAUAAGUAACUACAUCACAUAUGUAAUAAAGUCUAUAUUCAAAUAUACUUUAUCAAUAGUCCAUAAGCAUUUAAAUGAGUACUUAAUAGAUUAAGAAAUACAAGUAGUUGUUUUAUUAUACGUCAAAAUUUCUGUAUACUCAUAAAAUUUUGUAAAAAUAAAUACGUAACUACUUCGAAGAAAUUGUAACCUCAACUACGGGACCUUAUACCAACUAGUAGAUAAGCUAAAUAAACAUUUUUUUUUGUCUAUUACUUUCACUAAGUGCCCCUCGCCUCAAUGCUUAAACAGCUCCUAAAUCAGUGAAAAGCUAACAAAUUAGAAAACAGUUGAUAAUUUUUAAGAAUGCCAGAAUAGUUACAGCAAUAAUGGCAUCAUACACUUGCACAGAUCUCACUUAACACAGUUAAGAUUAGAGAACAAAUAAGAUUGCUCAUGCCCAUUGUCCUAGUUGUUCCACAGUGCAAGUGCUGCACCAUGCUGUCAAAUGCUGAAGAACCUAUAAAGUUAGAGAUCUAUGCUAUUUGGUUCCACGCUAGCAUACAAGAACGUAUUUAGUCCAAUCACAAGUAGAGCCUAUUUCAUUGUACGGUUCUAUGGAAAAGUUCAUACUUUUCUUUCUGAGGUAGAAAGUAUGAGAAUAACAAAAUCUUGCAAUAAUUAAACUUAGGUGCCGUAGAAAGUAAAAUUAAUUGUUUAUUAUAUUUCUUUUUAGAAAAGAGAAGGGAAUCUUUACUUUCAAAUGAUAAUGGAUCAGUGGAAUGAUGCAAUAAUUUUAAUAUAUUCUCUAUACACAACAGCUUUUUAAGUUUAACAUCAAAUUCACCUUCCUCGUGAUAAUAUUUUUGUUAUAAAACCUGAAUUUCACUUCAAUAGUAAUUUCAAUUGUUGUUAGGCUGCAAGUAAUAUUUUUAAGUAAUGUAUCUGUUUUGCAUAUUUGUUCAUUCAUAAAGAUAAUAAAAAAGAGGUAUAAACUAACUACAAACAAGAUUUGAUGUCAUGACUAUGUAAUUUUUGUAAUCCACGAUUUUUAUCCAUUUUAUUUUUAUUAUUGAGUAAAACUUAUUAAUUCUCUGAAUUUUAUUCUAUGGAGGAUUGGAAUACAUAUUGACCCAAUUGACUCGUGGAGGUAAGUAAAACUACGGAGGCAAUUAGCAUUGGAUCCAUAUCCUGCCUAUCCUGUUCAUGUCUCGUUCUGUACUGACAACCGCGUGCAAUAGUCUUCACCCCGGCUACAACUGAGGACACGCCGCGCCAUCUCAUCCCUCUUCGACUACGAUCGAGGGGACGACAGCCUAUGUAUGCGGAUACUAAUUCAAAAGUGAAACCUUUUCACUUUUGACUUUUUCUAAAUUAAUCUUUUGCUAAUAUAUUUAUGAAAUCUCUCUGAAUAAAAUAAGAACAAACACGAUAUAAUUUGAAUUAGAUUUACUUAUUGAUAUGUAUUUAAUUAUCAUUUAUAAAGUAAGCAAAUAUGCUCCAAAUCGCAUCGUAUUUGGUGUAAUUUUAAUCAAGAAAAUGUAACGAACAUGUUAGUAAAAAUUUCAUUCAUCACAAAUCAAAGAUAAGAAAGUUUGAUUUUUGAGUUAAAAGAGGCUCAACUUGUCGCAAGUCUUUGUAUGUUGCUGAACGUUUCGACUCUCAGUGCCUCUUUCACUUUCAUUCUUGUCCUGUUCUAAGUUCAGCUCACCUAAAAUCGCGGUUUUCGGAAAUAGAGUCGUUUCCACUUUCUAGGUCUUCAAAUAAUUCCUUCCUUAGAUUGU